Molecule: messenger RNA, 5189 nt
Organism: Camponotus floridanus (Florida carpenter ant)
Lineage: Eukaryota; Metazoa; Arthropoda; Insecta; Hymenoptera; Formicidae
Gene: mib2
Product: E3 ubiquitin-protein ligase MIB2
Exons: 12
Coding region: 388-3417 (1009 amino acids)
Biological process (GO): protein ubiquitination
Cellular component (GO): cytoplasm
Molecular function (GO): zinc ion binding; protein binding; ubiquitin-protein transferase activity
Source: RefSeq, a predicted model, not a curated record
AUUAGUUUCCCGAUGGUUUCCCGUGUGUCGGAUCUGGCGGGCCGACGUACUCGGGCCGAAGGAAGCGCCAUCAUCAACAGGCCCAGUUAUGAGUUAUGAGGUUACUGUCGUCGGUAUCACGGACGUAGAACUCGUUACGACCGUCACCGUCAUCGCUUCCUCGGCGAUGGAGCGUGCGUAAUCACUCGGCAAUGAUGCUGCAUAACGUUGGUUCUUCUCCACAACCGAUUUUUAGCUACAGCAAGCAUCUCGUGGAUUAUCGGUCGCGUCGUCGUCGCUGCACCGCGUAUGAUUCAUAGGGCUCGUAUAUAGACCCCAUCUCGAGACUGUCCUCAGUGUAAUGCUCAAUGUGAAAUAUUCUUUUAAAGAAUUAAGAGCCAAACGGAGAUGUUGGAAGUUGGCUUGCGAGUUGUUCGUGGUCAGGAUUGGAAAUGGGACGAUCAGGAUGGCGGCGAGGGUCAUGCUGGAACAGUAGUGGAAAUCGGGAAGCCACCUUCUACAGGGAACUCGGCUUCCAGUCCGAAUCCCGCCGAUCGGACGCCAGACAAAACGGUUAUCGUUCAGUGGGACCACGGCGCUAGGAGUAAUUACAGGAUCGGUUACCAGAAUGCUUUUGAUCUGUUGAUGUUUGAUAAUGCAGCCGCUGGCGUUAAGCACUCCAACAUUAUCUGUGACGGUUGUAAGAGACACGGGAUAAUUGGCAUGAGAUGGAAAUGUUCUCAGUGCUUUGACUAUGAUCUCUGCACACAGUGCUACAUGGCCGAUGUACAUGAGCUGACUCAUACAUUUCAAAGAUUUCAAACAGCUAAUUCUAUAGGAGUUCAACUAGGACCGAGAGAAGGAUGCACCAAAAUACCCUUGAAAGGAAUCUUUAUAGGAGCAAAAGUCAUUCGCGGACCAGAUUGGGAAUGGGGAGAUCAGGAUGGUGGCCGUGGAAAGACUGGCAGAGUCAUGGAUAUACGUGGUUGGGACAAUGAGAGCAGUCGUUCUGUCGCAACUGUCACAUGGUCCACAAGUAGCACGAACGUAUAUCGAUUAGGUUACAAAGGUUGCGUAGAUUUGUGUUAUGUGGAGGAAGCUAAUGCUGGUACCUAUUACAAGGAGCACCUUCCGUUACUCGGCCAACCGGUCUUGACCAUACCAGACAACGGAAAUAGCUCGACACCGACAAAAAGUAGUGUCUCCAGCACCUCUAGUCCACACCAUCUGACAUUUAAUGUUGGUGACAAAGUGAAAGUACUAAUUGAGGUCGAUAUAUUAAAAGAAAUGCAAGAUGGUCAUGGUGGUUGGAAUCCACGUAUGGCCGAAUACAUAGGAAAGAUUGGCACAGUACACCGAAUUACAGACAAGGGAGAUAUUCGCGUGCAAUACGAAGGCUGCAAUAAUAGAUGGACUUUCCAUCCAGGCGCUUUGACGAAAGUCACCGCAAAGGGCGCGUUCUCCCUCGGUGACAUAGUCCGUGUAAAGAGCGAUUUAGCCGCUGUCAAACAGUAUCAAGUUGGUCACGGCGAAUGGACAGAUAUCAUGAAAAAUGCUCUAGGAAAGACCGGAAAGAUAAUCAAAAUUUAUCCUGACGGUGAUUUGCGUGUAGCACUAGAUGGUCCUACAUGGACAUUUAAUCCACUAAGUGUCGUUCCUGUAUCUUCUGGCACGAAUCCUACGGCUGCUGUACAUGAUAAUGCGAAUAGAUUUAAAGAUCGUUCAGUCGAAGGUACUGAUAGCGAAGUGGAGAAACUGUUGAGAGACGCGGCUAGGGGCGAAGCCGGUGUGGUCGCGGUGCGAGAAUUUCUCAAAAAAUAUCCUGGCAAGGUGGAUGCGCGCGCUCCUGGCGGCGGCAGAAAAACGUGUCUACAAGUGGCUUCACAUCAGGGCCAACGUGAGCUUUGUAAUCUUCUUCUAGACGCCGGCGCCUCUCUACGAGCGGUUGACGAGGACGGUGAUACGCCCUUGCAUUACGCAGCAUUUGGUAAUCAACCAGAGAUAAUGGAACUGCUACUAUCACGAGGUGCGGCUAUCAACGCCGUCAACAAUGGUAGAUGUAGCGCACUACAUGUGGCGGUUAACAAACAACACGCACAAUGCGUGAGAGUGCUUUUGCGUCAUCAUUGCGACGUCAAUCUGCAAGACUCGUAUGGUGACACAGCAUUGCACGAUGCAAUUGGAAAGGACGCGUUAGACGUGAUCGACGCAUUAUGCGCUUGUGAAAGAGUAGACUUUACGCUUCGGAACAAACGAGGCUUCAAUGUUUUGCAUCAUGCUGCGUUAAAAGGCAACGCUCACGCAACGGAGAGGCUAGUCGCACGCGCACGUCAUUUGAUAGAUACGAAAAAGGAGGAUGGAUUUGCAGCGUUGCAUCUGGCAGCAUUGAACGGACAUAAAGAAGUUGCGGCCAUCCUUCUUUCACAAAACGGUGGACGCGCCAAGGUCGAUCUACGCAACAAUCGACGACAAACUCCGUUACACUUGGCCACUUCGCAGGGACACUGGUCGAUUGUCGAAUUACUAGUUCACGCUGGUGCGGACAUUGGUAGCACGGACGAGGAUGGUGACACCGUGCUGCAUAUUGCGAUAGCAAAAAGCCCGAAUCAACAAACUGCCGUGCCUACGCCAGAGAGUAGCCGAGAUUCGCCGCUUAUAUAUGCGAUCUGGCAGAAUCUGGCGAGGCAAAGCACAAAGACUGAAUUAGCACUAGCUUGUUUUCUCGUAAGUGUGGACAGAAGCUGCAAACUUCUUGAACAAGUUAGGAAUAAUAAAGACAAGACGCCGCUCGAUCUUUUGGAGGGCGAUCCACAAACCGCUCUGCUCGUCGAUCUUUUACGAUCCUACAAAUACCAAAGUCACAGCACGCAAUUAGAAAUAGAAAAUAAUCCACCAAGUAAUUACGUAGAACCAUCUACGGAUCGGAUAGAUAAUAUGUCACAAUCGGAAGGAUUGCGUAGCGCGAGGAAAAGUAUAUCCGGUUCCGGUGACGCUGCGGAAUGUCGAGAUUGCUCAGGACUCGUAACGGGCACAAAGCAAGAGAAUCGACUUGAUCCUAGCAGUAGCGUCACGCUUGGUUGUGCACAUUGCGGUCAUACCGUCGUUAAAACGCAAUCGAUUCAAGAUGGUCAGCUGGCAACAGGUGAGGUUUCAAUAGCUAAUUCGGAAGAAAAAUCAAAAGAUAUGUCGUCCGAAGGAAAACGGAAGGAAGAGAUCAACGACAGGGAAAAAGAAAAGGACAAAGACUUGGAGCGAUUACGUUAUCUCGAAACUAGAGUCGCGGAUCUCGAGGAGGCGAACAUGUGCAGCAUUUGCAUGGAACGUCGUCGUAAUGUCGCUUUCCUUUGCGGUCACGGUGCCUGCGAACACUGUGCCGCCCCGCUAAAAACUUGUCACAUGUGUCGCAAGACGAUCACAAAAAAGAUUAAUCUGUAUUAGAUAGGUUCAAUGAGACCAAACGUUUAUGCCGAUAUAACAACAUUGGUUUUUCAAGCGGUAUACAAUGUUCCAGGAGGAAGCAUCGAUACUUCAACUGGUAAUAAUAAUUAUCGUGAAUAAGAUGGUUGUGAUAAACUAUAUAUGUCUGGCUUUAAACAAUUUAGCCGCUAUGUAAUUUGGAGGAGACAUUUGAAAAAGAAGAUAUCGCAGGAAUCUUUUUACUUACUGUGAUCGAUGCUAUUACCUUCCAAGAUAUCAUUCAUUCAAGAUAUGCUUUUUAAGAUAUUGUAUAUAUACAUAUUGUAUAUAUACAUAUAUAUAUAUAUACAUUUGUCCAAAUGAUAUAAAAAAUGAUGAAUUCUGCCAAUGUCUGUGGAUGUGCGUAGAAAAACGUUUAUCAGUUGACCAUAGUGAUACGUGCUGAAGCGUUUCAUGUGCUGAAAAAAAUUAAACUGCCAAAACAUACAUUUUUUUAUUCCGUGACAAUUCCGACAUGUGAAAGAACGAGCUCCACUAUAUCGCACAAAUAUCACAUCGAGAAAGGUUUACGCGCAUCACGAGAUCCGCGUUCGCUCGGACACGAGAUAAUUCAAUUUUACAUUACCUUUUUUUUGACUUUUUUUCAGAAUUCAUUGAGCAAAUUAAUAUAUACUGAAGAUAUCUCGUAUCUUGGCAAACGAGUGCAAUAUACAAUUGUACGCUCUCCUUCCUCUCGGCGUAAUGCCUAUGCUUUAUCCCGUCCAUUUUUUAAUCCAUGUUUAAAGAAAAUGCAGAUGAUAAGCAGGAAAAAACGAGCUCUCGAAUUUUACUUACGAAAGACAUUGUCGUUUUUACGCGAUAAAAAUCAUAGAAAUUCGUAGAAAUUCGUGUAUGUAUAUAUCGCCACAUUAUUGCGAAAGAUACCGUUUUAUAAAAGUAUUCAAAGACUCUGGCAAGAUUGUGCGAGCUUUUGCUGUUUCACGCGCAAUAGAAGAGAAGAGAGAGAGGAGAAGACACACUUAGAUAUAAUUUAAUUCUAACAUAUAGUCGAAAAAAUUCUUCAUUAUGAUGAAAAGUUUUCGAUGAUCUAAUGUAGAAAUGUUAAAACUGUCUUGCAAACCUUCUUCCACUAUAUGACAAUUAUUGUUUAGAGCUGCGAAUCUCUUUUGAUAUUCAAAUGUGUCCUCCUCUCUUUCUCCCUUAUCCGCAUUUUGCGUAUCGUUCGAUAAAUCUUUUUGCAGGAUAAGUAAGACACGCUAAAAGGAAAUACAUGCCCAGCCAAAUUUUUAGAUAGAAUAAUUAUAUACUUAUUUGUAUAAAGUAAUUCGUUUGUGAUCCAGUGACAAUGCAUGGAACCAAUUAAUUUUAAGCGUGUUUCUCACUAUGAAUGCAUGUCAAAUGAAAGAAAAAAACAAGACGUAGUUUAUAAAGUUGUCGAAUUAUCAGGGUACAACCUUAUUAACACGAGGAUUGAUCUUUAAGAGAUCUAUUACGAAAAAAUAAAACAAUUUCGAGCGAUUUUUUGUUUCUAUCAGUAUUAGACAUCUUGCCUUUCUACACAACACAACGAAAAACUCGAACUCGAGAUGCGCGCGUAGGGAAUUCUAUUUAAUGCAAAUAAAGAUUUAACGAUGUACCAUGGUAUAUCGGAGCUGCGAUAAUCAAUCAAUUUUUUUUAUAUCGACUAACUUAAAUAUUAGUAAUUUUUAUAUUAGAAACUAAAGAAUCGAGAGGGAUUCUUUUUACGAAUGAUCGUGCUGGGACGAGGACAGGGUAACGCAUCGCGAAUUUUA